AUGAAUGACACAAGGCAUCAGUCUCUAUUCUUUGUCAGUCUGCCAGAGCUACAAAAACUCUGUGCCACUACAAUAACACUGAGUUCCCAGUUACCAGAAAGUGAGACGAGGAGCACACAGAUAAAAAUGUGCAGACAGUUAUUAUUCCUGUAUCAAGACAUCCUUUCUGCACCUGUUAUUGGAACACUAAACCAAAUUUCAGUUGUAAUGGCGAUACCAUUUUACAAAUCAGGAAUAUGUCAAGCCUAUAUAGAGAGACAAGGAGCUACCCUGGAAGAACCACAAAGAGUUAGUCCAACUAUUCUCCAAAGCUGCCUCUCCUACACGCUUACAGCCAGACUUGCACCCAUGUGGAACAAGGCUGGUCAUCUCUUGGUGCAAGGUAAAGAUUUUUUGUCUCGUACAGGAAAGCAAAAUGCAGUGGUUCUAGACCUCAAUGUAUCAGAGACACAGCUUUGCAUCAGUGUGGAGGCUUGCUCAAUUCGGUUACCACCCCCUGAGCUUGAAGAUUUUGAUAUUUCAGCAAACACCAUAAAGCUGUUUGACAGCAAUGAAAAUACAGUUAUUCACAGACAUUCCAUAUUAACUAACUGGUGCUAUGUUUUGCCAAGCAUGAAAAUGGGUCAGAUCAUAAACAUCAGCCAUGUAAUUCCUCCAGAAUCUCCUUUCCAUUCAUAUAAGGAAUUUCAGAUGCACUGGAAGAAUCUGUAUGGAUAUAUUCUUCCAGAGGAUCUUGAAGAGAGAAAAAUAUACUUGAGUGUUUACUUCAAGCCGAUAGGGGAAAGGUUCUUUACCUACCCUCUAAGUUGCAUUCGAAGUCAACCAGUGCAGUAUUUUGCUAGAAUGGAUUCAGAAAGUGUGUUGAACUCUUUUAUUUCUGAUCUGAAGCGUAAGUUUUCACAUCUGUGUGGAUUUCCAGUAAAGAUGACAAGCAAAGCACUUUAUGCUACACAGGAACUCUCCAGGGCUCCAGUGCGUGAAAUAAAAUCUAAGCAUAUGAAAUUGGCAGAUGAGAUGGUUUGUGUAGUAUCUCUAACCCAGGCUCCUCCAAAGAAACAGACUUUGCCUAGCGUUUCUUCACCAUGCAGUACAGAAAACAGCCACUGGAUGGAGCGUUUGAUCAAAGAGCCAAAACCACAUAUUUUUUCGAGUAGCAGAAGUAUGGAAAAGGUUAGCGUUGAAGUAAAAGAGCAAUCAGUGAAUCAGAGGCAAAUAUCAGGAGUAUCAGAUUUACCAGUUCUGAAAUCCUUAGGAAUGCCCGUAAGUUCAGCCAUUGAAUCCCGCCCCCAAAAAGUCAACAGAACGAUACCAAUUUUCAAAGGAAAGUUAAUGCAAAUGAACGGAAAGACUACAAAUCAAACUGAGGGGAAGAAAAGAAAAAAUGCUGAGAGACAUUCACCAGUAAAAAAUAUGGGUGCUUCGUCUUCUGCAUUGACUGUUUGCAAGUCCAGCAUAACUCAAGUUUACAAACCUGUUCAAAAUAUGUCCGGCAAAAUUCCUACCCACAGCAGCUUUAUUCAGAUAAUGACUGAGAAAUCAUACGCAAAACAAGGUGUAUCUGUAUUCCAGUGGAAAAGAGAGUCUGGUGGACAAAUGACUACAUCUGUUUAUUCUGAUAACUCAGCUGCAGGUCACACUUCAAGUGAAGUGAGUCACAAUAAGGCAACCUCUCCUUCCUUUCUGAAGAAUGUUGGGCCAGUGAUUUCGAGAUCUAACAUCAGUCCGAGCCUGAAUACAUAUGCAUCUGUUACUUCCAGUUCAAGAAGGGCAAAAAUGUUUGCAAGUCAAAAUAGCACACAAGUUCUAGAGAAACAACACCAGUCAAAGAAAGUACAUUUGCAGAUUUGUAAUGGAAUGACAAAUUGCAAUUUAUCACCGCAACAAACAAAUGAAGGACCAGGGUUAAAUAUUCACGAAUCCGUCUUAAAUGAUACAGUGUGCAUCACCAAAAAUGAUGAAAGUAAAGCAUCUUGCAGUUCUAAGGAUUGUAUUGCUAAAACAACCUGUCUUCAUUCCAGACUGAACUGUGAACAGAUGUUUACAGGAAAAGAGAAUCUGAGAUGUGAUGAAACACUGGCUUCAAAACUGACUUACUCAACAAAGGGGAGCAACAUGGAAGUACCAGUAAAGAAAGGCUGUGCCAGAAGGAGACAGAAAGAAGAAGGUUCCUCAAAACUAAAGAAAGCGAAAAGAAGUAAGCCUUCUAUUUAG
Molecule: messenger RNA, 2211 nt
Organism: Oxyura jamaicensis (ruddy duck)
Lineage: Eukaryota; Metazoa; Chordata; Aves; Anseriformes; Anatidae
Gene: C2H18orf63
Product: chromosome 2 C18orf63 homolog
Exons: 13
Coding region: 1-2211 (736 amino acids)
Source: RefSeq, a predicted model, not a curated record